Molecule: messenger RNA, 299 nt
Organism: Amoebophrya sp. A25
Lineage: Eukaryota; Dinophyceae; Syndiniales; Amoebophryaceae
Source: the annotation of a GenBank genome assembly
AGCGAAGAGGAUGGAGACGAUGCAGCGAAUGCAAGUAUGAAGGCAAUGGAAGACAUGUUUUUUUCUUCUCACCAUCUCGAAGGUCAGCAAGAUGAUCAAGAAGACGGUAACAACCUUGGAGCAGAUGCCGAGUCAGAAGGACAGCCACUCCCACCAGAACAAGAUGAUCUUGAAGAUGCUGAUGCAGCUACCUCUACUUCGAUGGAUAUUAAUAAAGCAACUACAGAAGAUGCAGAAGAUGCGAGUUGUACCUCCGAAGUCAUGAAGAAGAAGGGUGAGAAGAGUCUUUUGGUUCCGGG